Rhinichthys klamathensis goyatoka is the source of this 439-nucleotide messenger RNA. It is a transcript of the gene cd59b, whose product is annotated as CD59 molecule (CD59 blood group). NCBI's taxonomy places the organism in Eukaryota, Metazoa, Chordata, Actinopteri, Cypriniformes, Leuciscidae. Bases 14 to 415 code for a protein of 133 amino acids. The transcript is spliced from 3 exons. The record is from RefSeq and is a predicted model, not a curated record.
AGGUUUUCUCACGAUGAAGUGCUCUCUUGGACUUUUACUGCUGGUCUGUUGUGUGUCUCUUAGCUUCGGCGAUAAGCAUUAUGGAAUGCGAUUCUCCUCUGCAGGCUCGUCUCUUCAAUGCUACAGGUGUGAGGAUUACACUGGGGGCCAUUGCUCAAUCCAGCAAGUUUGUUCUUACGAGGACGCAUGUUUAUAUCUUCAUGAGAAAGGUGGGAAGACCAUUCGCCGGUGCAUUCGAUACACUGACUGUGAUAACUCUCGUCUGUCCCAGAAGUUCCCGUCGAUAUCAGAAUACACUUACAGAUGUUGCAACACUGACCUGUGUAACAGCGGGCCAGUGACUGCUGCAAGCACGUCGGUCUUAUACCUGCUAGCGGUGCUCAGUGGCCUCUGGUCGUGCUCCAUCACUGCAUGAUUUCACAAUAGAACUUCUUUAGAA